GUCAAAUUCUUCGGCCAAAACUCUGGUCCAUCAGAAAACCAGAGAGAGAGAUUUCCAUAGGGUGAGAGACUGUAUUUUUAAGUACCGGAAAAAGCCAGAGAGGGUUUCUUGAAUCCUGAAUUCUCCUGAUUGCUAACGGACGCGAGUAAACCAAGGAGCUCCUGGAAGAGAGAGAGAGAACUUUUAAUAUCAGGCAAAUUUUGAGAGAGAGAUGAACUCUUUUCUGAACCCGAACAAAAAACCCAAGAGAAACAGCAACACCAAGCCCAUCUUCAACCCCCUCUCAUGUCUAUUCCUCUUUCUGUCUAUCAUCUCUCUCUUCUUUAUCCUCCUCUCGCCCUCCUCUAUAACACGCUUCACUUUCUCUCUCAAGAACUCCCCCCCUCAAUGCAACCCAAAAUCAACGGCCAAAACCCUAGAAUUCCUUCCCAAAGGCGAGAAAUAUCUCUGGUAUUCACCUCACAGUGGGUUUAGUAACCAGGUAUCGGAGCUGAGGAACGCAUUCUUGAUCGGCAGUUUGCUCAAUCGGACGGUCAUUAUUCCUCCCAUCUUGGAUCAUCACGCAGUGGCCCUUGGAAGUUGCCCCAAAUUUAGGGUUUCGAGCCCUUAUGAAAUUAGAGUUUCGGUUUGGGAUCACAUUGUUCAUCUGAUGCAAAAUUCCAGGUACGUUUCAAUUUCAGAUGUUCUUGAUCUUUCAUCAUUAAAACACUCCGUAAAAAUGAUUGAUUUCAGAGUUUUUGCUUCACUAUGGUGUGGCAUAAGCAUGGACGAAGCUUGCUCUGGUAGCCUAUGUUGUGGUCUUUCCCAAUUUACUUCUCAAUGGGGGGACUUAAAACAAUGCGGGUCUUUGUUAUCUGGUCUCAAAUACAACUCAGACUGUGUAUAUGGGGUAACUGAAGAUUGCAGGACAACAGUGUGGACACUGCAACCUAACACUGAUGGGUCUUUGGACUCUUUUCAACCUGAUGAAAGCCUAAGGAAAAAGAAGAAUAUAUCUUACAUUAGAAGACGUAGAGACUUGUUUAAGGCCUUUGGUCCUGGUUCAAAGGCUCAUGUAGCCAAAGUUUUAUCUUUUGGGAGCCUUUUCUCUGCACCUUAUAACGGUUCCCAGCUUUAUAUUGAUGCCCAUGAUGCUCCAGCCGAUGCUUAUAUACAGCCUUUGCUUGGAAAAAUUGAAUUUCUUCCAUUUGUUGCAGAAAUAUUAAGUGCAGGAAAGGAGUUUGUCGAGAAGAAGAUUAGGGUCCCUUUCCUAUGCGCUCAGCUUAGAUUGCUGGAUGGGCAGUUCAAGAACCAUUGGAAGGCCACCUUCUCGGCCUUGAGAGAGAAAAUCCAAUCCUUGCAAGCUCAGCUUGAGGGUUCGGAUAAGCUGAUGAAUAUUUUCAUAAUGUCUGAUCUACCACCUUCAAAUUGGUCUGGAACUUACUUGGGGAAGUUGGCAAGUGACCCCAAUUCCUUCAAGAUUUAUACCCUCAAAGAAAGCGAUGAAUUGGUUUCAAAAGUUGCUGAAAAACUCAUGGCCAGAGAGCAUGGGAUUAGGUCUGGUUAUUACCCAAGAGAGAUUGUCAGCAUGGAUAAGAGGAAACAGUGUGUCUCUUCCAGGGUUUUGCCUGAAGUGCUUAUGUAUGUGGAGGAAACAGUCUGUAGCUGUGCUUCUCUAGGUUUUGUUGGGACUUCUGGUUCAACCAUUGCCGAGAGUAUAGAGUUGAUGAGAAAGAACAACGUCUGUUUGGAUUCAAAUAAUUCAUAGUUUUUUACCCAUUCUCAGUCAUUUCUGCGAGUGAGUUUUCUUAAGGAUCCAGCUUUCCCAACAUUCGAAGCUUUUCAUUGGCAUUGGAAGCAUGUGGCGAAAAUCUUCAUAAAUCCUCAUGUGGGCAUUCACUUCAUGGAAUGAGAGCACAAUGUAGUGAUGCAUUUUACAUCUCCCAUUGGAGGCAUUAGUUGCUGAAUUUUAACGCAAUUUGCUUUGUCUAGAACUUUGGUUUCUGCAAUUGUGGGUAAAACGGGCAAAUCCAUAUUCAAUGCGCUAAGGAUCAAACUUCGGCCUCCUAGUAACUACACGAAGAUACCAACCACUUUUAAUGAAGUGUCUUAUGGAAUUGAUGCAUUGAACAGGUUAUUACCCCAGGCUUUCUCUCUCAACAUAGCGCAUACAACUGGUGACCUUGAUCAAAUGCUCUUGCACCGUCCGUGGUUUGUUGGCAAGGUGACUUCAAGGCUGGACCGAAGUUAUUCUCCUUUCUUUGGCUUGCUUUCUUGUGCAAAACAAGGAUAUGCUCCAAGUCCAAAUUAAGCAAAUUGUAACUUAAUUGCAUUAUCAAAUCUCUCCUUUGCAAAAUAACUGUAUCGCAAAAGAAUGUGAAGAGGCAACGCGAACUUGGGUAGUUCUUAUUCUUCAUUUUUUAUUGGUUCUUCCAACUAAGAGCUACAUUAUGGAUCUGUAUGUGUUCCUGGAAGGUUGCUUUGCAUUGAUAAAAAAGAGUGAAACAGAGGUAAAUUUUUGCAUGGUGUAGAUCUUCUUUAGCACUUCAUGUUUUUAGAUCUUUUCCUUGUUUAUAGGAGGCAAUAUGUAUAUUGUUAACAUUAUCAGCAUUUAUAUAUUUUUAUUUAUAUU
This is a messenger RNA of Amborella trichopoda, 2611 nucleotides long. RefSeq names its product O-fucosyltransferase family protein. NCBI's taxonomy places the organism in Eukaryota, Viridiplantae, Streptophyta, Magnoliopsida, Amborellales, Amborellaceae. The record is from RefSeq and is a predicted model, not a curated record.